Suillus subalutaceus is the source of this 453-nucleotide messenger RNA. Its product is annotated as acyl-CoA N-acyltransferase. Lineage: Eukaryota; Fungi; Basidiomycota; Agaricomycetes; Boletales; Suillaceae. The record is from RefSeq and is a predicted model, not a curated record. Gene Ontology annotation, molecular function: acyltransferase activity, transferring groups other than amino-acyl groups. The coding region runs from base 1 to 453 and encodes 150 amino acids. The transcript has 2 exons.
AUGCGAGGGGUGACUGCCGAACCCAUUGCUCCGCGACCAACGAAAUACAAAGAGUUCCUCAAAACUCUCGCAGAGAACUCGACCAUCUGGUUCACCAUCGUCCAUAGGGAAACGGGACAAUUCAUGGGGCAAUGCAGUAUCAAAGUGGUAGAGCCUGUGAAGAACCGGGAUGGAUUGUUCGGGAUAUCGAUGCUUCCAAAGUUUUGGGGAAAGGGUUAUGGCACGGAGGCGACGAAAUUUACUGUAGAUCAUGCGUUCAGAGCGCUGGGAGUUCAACGCAUCUCGUUGAGUGUAUUGGAGGGAAAUGAAGCCGCCAUCGCGGUUUACAAGAAAAUCGGAUUCAAGGAAGAGGGUAGGAAGCGACGAGCAAACUGGAUCGAUGGCCAUUGGGAAGAUAGUUUGAGCAUGGGUAUUUUGGACGAAGAGUGGGCUGAGAUGUAUUGGAAGAAUUGA